CAGCAUUACUGAAGGAUAGUAAUCAAUAACCCAUUUAUUUAUUUAAUUCCCAAUUAAAUUCACUUCAAAAUAUACGAUACCACAUGACAGUACCGCGUGUAAGUAACUAUUAAGAGUUGUUGCAACAACUUAUUAUUGAUCGGAAUGUCUAAGCAUAUGGACGCUUCGGAUAAAUGCCAUCUUCAUAGUCAUAGCAGACUAAUUAAUAAUUAAAUUAAAUUAUGAGUAAUUUACUUGAGUCUUGAGUGAUAAAAAUAUACAAUCAAUACAUUGACAGUGACAGUAUACAGCUCAGUUCAGUAUUAUCAAUAGGGUCUAAUAUAAAUAUAUAAACGAUCAUUCUUCCUACGAACAAUAAUUGCUUGGAACUCUCGCAUAAUUCUGUGGUGCACCACUCAGGGACCACUGUCGAGUUAAAAAUAAAAUUAAAGGUUAAAUAGUAAAUUUAAUAUUUACACAAGGAGAAUAGAGAAUUUACUAUGUCACAUAGAUGGAGAGAAAUUGAGGACCACUAUUAAAUUUUGAUUGAUCCCAUAUCAUGGCAUGUUAAUAGUGACAUGAAUAAUAAUAAAUUAUGAAUAUAAUAUAAUUAUAAAACUAGGGCUUAACCGGGUGCAUAUUUUUUUUUACACCGGAUCAAGUAAUCAAGGUAUUUUGAGAAAAUCCACAGUGGGUCGAAGUGUCUCAAUAAAAGAGUUAACUUCUCAUUUUCUUUAAUACUAAUACUAAUAUGCAACAAAAAUUUUUGCCCCAUGUCAUUGUGAGAGUGCAUUUCCUUCAUCAACUGUUUAUGUCAAGACAUAACCCUUUGAUAGGAAUAGCCAGUUGAAGGAUCCAGGAAAAGAGAUGAUGUUGUACAAAAACCCAUGGACAGAGAAUGUUCAUUUUAAAACAAAGACUUACGAAACAACAGUCGCUGUAGUAAUACCUUCCUGUAACAGGCUACGGAAAAGACUCACAGGUUUACACAUCUCUGUAGUGAAAGGAUGACCCAUGACCCAGUUCUGUGUGGUGUGCAGCCCCAGAACAAAUAUGUGGAAAAAGUGACAUUUAAAAAAAAUUCCUUACUAAGGAAAAAAAGUAAAUCUAUUUACCAGAGUUCAGACUUAACGCUUGAAGCUCGCUGUGUGACAGAGGAACAUAACAAUAAGAACACCAAAUAAUAGUGGUCUCCCCCUAAUGAAAAAAUCUAGCAAUUUACCACAGUAUAGUAGUCAGACAUGAAGCUCGCUUUUUUUUUUACUCAGUACUAUUAAUAUAAAAUAUGUGGAGUUUUUUUUAGGGGGUGGGGGUGAUUUUGAAGAGGAAGCAGGAUGCACCAGAAGCGAAAUAUAUUGAAGAGACGGUGCAGAAAAUCUGAAUUGUUUUGUUUUCAUUCCUCACUCCUGCUAGUGUAUUAGAGCCGUAAUGUAUACCAAUGAUGUGCUCCUGUGUUCACGUCCACUGAAAUGGGAUGAGACCGGAGAUGGUUUGUUUUCUUCAAUAUCUCGAAGAUGUUUACAUUACCUGAAAUAGCCUACUUCCUGUCUCACCAUAUAAAAUGUGCAUCAUCCUCUGCAAAAAAUCACAUCCAUGUGAAGCCCACUUUGAUGGUAAAGGUCCCCUUAGGGAAGCCAAUGUGUACAGUUUCCAGUAAAUUUCGGAAAGUCCUUGAACAUGACUUAGUCCCAAUGUGAGAAAGGUCGCUCGAAGGCAAUUGUGAACCAGAAGAUCACAUAUAUUUUUAUCCUGUCUGAAGAUAAUACCGGUACGUGUAUUGAUGAGAGUACCCUGUUAGUGUAAGGGUCAGCAAGGAGCAUAUGAUGAUUCUUUAAGAAUAUUUUUUGGCAAUCACAUUGUGAGGCUGGUAGGUAAGUGUGACUCUCAUUUUUAUUUACACAAGAUUUGAAAGCAUUAUUACGUCUGAUUGUGAUCUGCUUGAGUGCUGAACGUGCGUAGUCUCAGGAUAAGAUCUGGAGUGGAAGAAGUCAAACAUUUCAUUUGCCCUGUCUAAAAAGUCUUCAUCUGACUUGCAAAUGCUGUGUACUCUAAGAAGUUGGGAAAAAAGGUAUAUCGUCUUUGCACCAUGUGGGAGUAUGAAUAUAAUAAAUGACUAUGGCUGUCAGUUGGUUUGUAGUAGGCAGAGGGGACUAUUCCUUUUUUGAGAGGUUAGAACAGUAACGUUUGGGGGAGAGAUUAAUUUUAUAUCAUGUCCAUGUUCUGUGCAUCUGAUAUAUGGAUUGGAUUGAUCGGAAGGGGGUGUCCAAUUGGACCGUCAUUGCUUCUGAAAAGGAAACAUAUCAUACUCUUUUGGGUGCUGUCUGUACCAUAAAAAGUGGUACUAUAAUUGCGAAGAGCGAAAAUAGUAAUAAGAUAACAGAAAUUAAUUGAAAAUGGUCACCAGAAGACUUAAGAGGAAUAAAAUUGAGUCCCUUAGAAAGGAGACAUAUUUCGCCAUCAUUGCUUCUGAAAAGGCAACAUAUCAUCCUCUUUUGGGUGCUGUCUGUACCAUAAAAAGUGGUACUAUAAUUGCGAAGAGCGAAAAUAGUAAUAAGAUAACAGAAAUUAAUUGAAAAUGGUCACCAGAAGACUUAAGAGGAAUAAAAUUGAGUCCCUUAGAAAGGAGACAUAUUUCGCCAUCUGCUAAAGCAGGCAUUUAUUCGUGACGUCCUUUUAAAUGUUCUAUCUUUUUUUCAUGCCUAAAUAUAUCUUUUCAACUAUUUAUUCAUUUCACUUUCACCCCCAUAUAUUUUUAAGAUUGAGAAAGCUUACUUUUUUCCUGAAAUUCAUAAUUAUUAUGAUAAGUAUCAUGAUUUUAUUUUUUAUUUUAUUUAGGCCCUAUAAAAAAUAGGAUAUAUUAUAUAGUCAUAGGGUUACCCAUGACCCAUUUGGUUACAUGCGACUAAAACAAUAAUUAUAAUACUUAUAUACAAGCCCUCGGACUGUUAUUGACAGGCGAGUAGGGGGCUCCCAAAUUGCCCAACAAUUGUUGACAUUAUAUAUCGAGUCCACUAAGAGUAAGAAGACAACUCUGCCCCUUGCAAUAUUGGAUCCCAUGCCUAAACUUUCUUAGAAAUGUUCUUCUAUUUAGAAGUUGUUUUUAUAAAUAUAAAAUAAAAAUAGAGUGUUUCAUUUGAAUAAUUUUUUUUUCAAUUAUGUUUUUCAGAUAAUUUCUGAUGUGUGAACUGCCUGAUUGAUUGAUGGAUUAGUCCUGGUUGAUGGAUUUGUCCCCGUUGAUGGCUUAGUUAUGGAUUUUUAAAGGAGAAAGUUUAAGUAUCUACACCCAUAAAGAUUCCUGGAGACCAUCUUCAAAAGACUUUGGAGAGUUUCAGAAGUAAUGUUUUAAUUUCAUUAACGCAUCAUUAUGCCAAGCUACAAUCAACAAUCUCAACUGAUAAAACACAUAAUAUCUAGAAUCAAGGCAAAUAAUGUUGAAAUUUCACCUCCGGGUCACGACAGUGAAGCUGCGUUAGGAAGUUCUGAGCGUGAGACUGAAACUCUUCACAAACUCAAACAAAGUUGGAGCUGUUUCAAAGCAUUAUUUGUGAAGGAGAUCAAAUCAAAAUCUCAAACAAAAUCAGCUUUUAUUUUGGCCUUGGAGAAUAUUUGUUGUAAGGAUGGCCUUGGUGUUACUGGAGAGGAAUUAGACAAAUUUGAUGAUUUCUUAGUUACAUUUGAAGAUAUCUGUCUUCCCAUAUUAUUUUUGGUGUACGAAAGGUUCAGAUUUUACUCAUAUAAGUUUUGUGAUGCCGGUUCGAAGAAAUCGAAUGAAGAAGUAAUCUCAGCAAUGAUCACUCUCUCGUCGUUUUGUGGAAUAAAUUGGAUGCCUCUAACGUAUUUUAAACAAAUUAUACGAGAAAGCAUUGGCAUAGACGAGACAGUGAAACGAGGGUUAAUUCUAUUCUUGAGUGCGGCGGGUGGAAGAAAGUUUCUUGAUGAUACUGGAAUAAGGGAACCCUCAAACAGUAAAUUGUAUGGACAUCGUACACCUUUUAAAGUCAAAUCUGAAACAGGUAAUGAUUUUGUGAACGGGGAAAUUGGUAAUAAUAAUAAAUUCAUUAGCAUUUCUGCACCUAAAAUUUAUGAAGAUGAUCUUUUGACAAGUGAUAAAUUGGUUGAGAAUAAGUCUACAUUUCAGGAAAGUGGGAGAGCGUUCGUCACUGAAACAGGUGAAUACACAGCCGCUCGGGAACAAGAUGACAGUUUAUCAUUCACCAAGACCUUGACCCACCGUUCACAAAAUGAACCAGGUGCACUUGCUCAGGUGAAGCUCAAGUUAAUUGGAAGCCCAGAAGAUUGCACUUGGCCAGUUUGUGGGAAGCCAUCUGCCAAGAAGAAUAUAAAGAAACAUCUCAAGACACAUGUUUCUGAAGGCAAAUACAGUUGUCCCAGAUGCUCAUUGACAUUCAAAUUUAAACAUUUUUUCAAUGCCCAUUUAAAGAGCCACAUCCAUGAUGAUAAUGAAGCCAAUAAGAUUGAAAAGAAUAACCAUAAAGUACCUUUGAGCCCUUCUCUAAACAUUUGCCAGAAGUCCAAAUGUGCAGACGGUCAAAAAGGUUCCUUGGGGCUGUUUAAAGGUGGCGCCUCAAGUGUCUGUGAUGAAAAGUUUCCUAUGUCCUCUAUGUACAAAGCUCCCCAUAAGCUCCUUUCACAAGUCUUUCAGUGUGAAAUUUGCCAGGCCCAGUUUAAGGGCGCAGCCAAGCUCAAGCGUCAUAGCCUCACACAUACAGGAGAAAAGCCCUUCAAAUGUCAUUGUUGUCAAACACCUUUUGCCGACAGAUCGCACCUCAAUGUGCAUCUGAGAGUUCACUCUGGAGAAAAACCAUUCAGGUGUCAGUGGUGCGCUGCUAAUUUUUCAGAGUCCACCAAACUGAAAAAUCAUGUGCGCACCCACACAGGUGAGAAGCCCUUUGUGUGUGAAAUUUGCGGUGUGAUGUUCUCUGUCUCAUCCAGUUUGAAGAGUCACAAGAAAACACACACAAAUAACAAGCCAUUCAAAUGUGAAAUUUGCAAUUUUUCAACUGCGCACUCAUCCAACUUGAAGGCCCAUUUGAAGCUUCACCUAGGUGAGAAGAAAUUCACCUGUGACACAUGUGGAGCAUCUUUUUUAGAAACCGCAAAGCUGAAACGACACAGGAUGGUACACACAGGGGAACAACCUUACAGCUGUGAAGUCUGUGGGAAAAGAUUUGCGGAUAAAUCUCACCUCACUGUCCAUCUACGGAUCCACUCGGGUGACAAGCCUUUCAAGUGCACGCACAGAGGCUGUGCGUCUGCAUUUGUCGAGUCGUCAAAGUUGAAGAAUCACAUGCGGCGUCACACAGGAGAGAAGCCUUACAUCUGUGAGGUUUGUGGCACCUCAUUUGCGGUCCCAUACAGCUUAAAGUCCCACAUGCGUAGGCACACUGGAGAAAAGCCGUACAAGUGUACUCUUUGCAACUACGCCUCAUCUCAGUCUUCCAACCUAAAGACUCACAUGUCUGUUCACAACGGGAGCAGGCCUCACUCCUGCACUAUAUGUGUGGCUUCAUUCAGUGAACUUUCCAAACUAAAAAGACACAUGGUAGUUCAUCGUGAUGUUGGUGAAAGUGAAAAUGCUGCUUUGAUAAGCGAUUCAAGCCAGAAGAGUGAACUUUUGAUGAAUGGGGAUAUAUCUUUCAAUCGCUUGGUUGCUGAAAACCAUCAUGUUGAAAGCUAUUUGUUUAAAAAUCACCCAGAACAACAAAGGAAACCAGGAUGUGAUCGAGAGACCCACUUUAAACCCUCGGACACUGAUCACAGUGGCCAGGAUUUAUGUGAGCCUACCACAGACUCGGGUCAGUUUGAGAAAGAUCAGUCUUACUUGUUUCAAAAAGGCAGCAGCUUGCAUUUAUAUCAGUUGGUCAGUCAACCUGCAACAGGAAAUGCUAACUCUCAGAUCUCAGCCAAUGACCUUCACCCCCCAUAUCUUGGUGAUCAGAAUCUCAUAGCCAGAAGUGGUGACCACUCCACAGCAGGCGGGUCACAGCAGUUGGUUAUGGGCCAACAUAUCAAAGACAUAGAAGUCAGUGUCUUGUAUAAUUCUGCUCUGUAUAAAAGCGCUUAUUUUCAAGAGUCAGCUGUACACUUGGAGUUGGGACAUUUGUAGUUCAGACAUAAACAUCUUAAAUUUUUUGAUAUAAAUAAGCCCUUAUUGUCCAGCAUAUCUCCUUGAGAACACCGCAAUUCUCCCACAUGCAGAUUCCCUUGGGCACUCCGCAAUUGUCUUGCAUGCAGACUUUCUUGGGAAGGCCACAAUUGUCCUGCAUGCAUUGUUGUUGGUCAAAGUCAAAUGAACAUGUUCAUGAAUGGCAUGAAGAAGACUUGUGUUCCGUCUGUUUGGCUGGUUUUAUGUUCAAGUACAUUUCGGUAUGCAGUUCUACUUGACAGUUAAAAAAAACAAUGUGUUAUUGUCAAACUGUGUUUACUUCUUAAUUUUCUAAAAUGUCUAAAUCUUGC
Messenger RNA from Lymnaea stagnalis (great pond snail), 6456 nucleotides. The record is from the annotation of a GenBank genome assembly. Lineage: Eukaryota; Metazoa; Mollusca; Gastropoda; Lymnaeidae.